This is a messenger RNA of Penicillium pulvis, 2169 nucleotides long. Its product is annotated as DUF726 domain protein. Lineage: Eukaryota; Fungi; Ascomycota; Eurotiomycetes; Eurotiales; Aspergillaceae. The record is from RefSeq and is a predicted model, not a curated record. The transcript has a single exon. Bases 1 to 2169 code for a protein of 722 amino acids.
AUGUUUAAAAAUCUCAAAGAAAAACAUGGCCACUUUUUCGAGUCAAAAGAGCCCAAUGCAUCCACUCCGCCUAGCGAACGCGGUCAAGAUCUGACGUCAAUACUGGACCGAUCGCAACGGGCCGACCUCACUGUACUCGUCGCAGAAAUUGCAGAGUCAAUGAGAAUUGGUAUUCUCGAGAUUUUCGAAAAUACCGAAGAAAGCUUGAAUAAAAGUCCAGCCCCUCCUACACCGAAGGAGGAGGCGGAAGAGGAGCACGAAGAUGCAGGACCACCGCUGCCUCCGAGGCCGGAUGGUACUUCUCCGGCGGAUGAUAAGAGCCUACAACCUUCCAGGGCCGACAUGAGGAAGAAAUCAUCAAAAGCCCGAGCUAAGAAAACAGCACUCUCACACUUUGAAGAUUGGCGAGAUGCUGUUCUGCUGCGGAUCGGCGAGGUCGUCAACAAAGAUGAUGACAGCCAGGUCCAACAGCCAGAUAAAGACCCAGCGACCCAAUCGGACGAUAUUCCGUUGGGUGAAGAUACUAAGCGAAUGGAAAAACUGGCGGAGAUAUAUCAUCCCAUCGAAACACCAUUGGCGCAGCUACCCAAAGCGACGAGGCUGCUUAUUCUACACUCCCUUCUCUUAUUAUUGCUCAGUCUUGAGCAUUACAAUGCCUAUUCACGUGUUCUGAUGCUCUAUACUGCAUCCAGUCUUGGUAUAGAUAUCAAAGUGCUGAAUGAGGACGAAGUCAAGGUAGCACGUGGACUUCUCGAUACUGCGCUCGCACUAUCAGAUCCAGAAGCCAAACAGCCGCCCAAGAAAAGCAAUGAUGCCCGCAAAUGGAAAGUCGGUAUUGCAUCGGUCGCUGGUGCUGCUCUAAUCGGUAUUACUGGUGGCCUAGCUGCCCCAUUGGUAGCUGCAGGCAUCGGUACUAUGAUGGGUGGUCUUGGUCUGGGCGCGACCGCUGCUGCGGGGUACCUCGGUGUUCUGGCUAGUAGCGGCGUGGUGGUUGGUGGACUUUUCGGCGCAUAUGGAGGACGAAUGACGGGUCGGAUGAUGGACAAGUAUGCGCGGGAGAUUGAAGACUUUGCUUUCAUUCCCACUCGAGGGUCGCGCAAGCGGACAGUGAAGGAGAGUGAUGCUGCUCGACAGGAUCAUCGGUUACGAGUUACUAUUGGUGUUACUGGAUGGGUGACUGAGGAAUCUAACUUUGUGGUUCCUUGGAAAGUCAUUGGAGCUGAUUCGGAGGUGUUUGCCUUGCGCUGGGAGAUGGAGUCUUUGAUGAAUCUCGGCAAUGCCAUCUCCUCGUUAGUAACGAGUGCGGCGUGGUCGGUUGCCGGAAAGGAAGUUCUGUCUCGUACCUUUUUCUCGGCAAUCAUGAGCGCAGUCAUGUUACCUCUUGGUCUUAUGAAAGUUGCCCGGGUCGUCGAUAACCCGUUUAGCGUUGCUAAGUCCCGAGCCGACAAGGCAGGCGAAGUUCUAGCAGAUGCAUUGAUCAACAAAGUCCAGGGAGAGCGCCCCGUUACUCUGAUCGGGUACUCCUUGGGGUCUCGCCUUAUAUUUUCCUGUCUCCAGCACCUGGCCAAGCGAGGAGCAUACGGGAUCGUCGAAUCAGUCAUUCUGAUGGGCUCGCCAACACCUUCAGAUGCAGAGUACUGGCGCCGCAUCCGCAGCGUGGUCAGCGGACGAGUAGUCAACGCCUACUCAGAGAAUGACUCUGUACUAGCCUUCCUGUACCGCACCAGCAGUCUCCAGUAUGGAAUUGCCGGACUCCAGAAAGUCGAAAACGUUCCCGGCGUCGAGAACAUCGACGUUAGCGAGAUGAUCAGUGGCCAUCUCCGGUACCAGUUCUUGCUUGGCAAGAUCAUUUCAUCCAUUGGACUUCAAGACAUCGAUAUUAGCGAAGUGGAGCGCGAAGAGGCUGCACUAGCAGCCGAAGACAAGAAGCAAGAGGAACAGCGUGUCAACAAUGAGCGUGAGGCGGGCGUGACAGAUCGUGAUUCAUCUGUUGCACGCGAGACCCUCAACAGUCAAGAUGGCUUUGGGGAGGAGGCACGGAUGCAGAAGCAGGUUGAGACGCAGACUCAGGAUCAUAUGACUAACCAUCGCAUUCACAUGUUGGACUUGGACGAUGAAGAUUACUCUUCGCCUUUGUCGGAUCAGCCGGGAAAACAUUCUGCUCUGUGA